Messenger RNA from Nannospalax galili (Upper Galilee mountains blind mole rat), 2156 nucleotides. It is a transcript of the gene Haus5, whose product is annotated as HAUS augmin like complex subunit 5. Gene Ontology annotation, cellular component: HAUS complex; centrosome. The record is from RefSeq and is a predicted model, not a curated record. Gene Ontology annotation, biological process: spindle assembly; centrosome cycle. The transcript has 19 exons. Lineage: Eukaryota; Metazoa; Chordata; Mammalia; Rodentia; Spalacidae. Bases 70 to 1950 code for a protein of 626 amino acids.
UGGGCGCCAUACUUGAAGAGAGUGCGGGAAGCUGCUGCUGUAGUUGCUGCAGCUGCCUCUGGCACUGUCAUGGAGCUAGCUCAGGAGGCGCGGGAGCUAGGUUGCUGGGCGGCGGAGGAAAUGGGGGUACCCGAGGCGGCCCGCGCCCCGGAGUCGACGCUGCGCAGGUUGUGUCUGGGCCAAGGGGCUGACAUCUGGGCCUACAUCAUGCAGCACGUGCGGAGUCAAAGGAGUAUCAAGAAGAUCCGGGGAAACCUACUCUGGUAUGGCCACCAGGACAGUCCAGAGGUCCGUCGGAAAUUGGAGCUGGAAGCCACUGUGGCCCGCCUGCGGGCUGAGAUCCAAGAGCUAGACCAGAGCCUGGAGCUGAUGGAGCACGAGACUGAGGCUCAGGACUUGGCCAUGGAGAAGGCACUGCAAAGCCUUCGAGACACCCAGUAUCAAGCUAUCCUCCUCCGGGCCCAAGCUGGGGCCGUGCGAAGACAUCAACAUGGGCUUCGAGAUCCCAUACAGAGGCUGCAGAAUCAGCUCAGGCGCCUGCAGGACAUGGAGAGGAAAGCUAAAGUGGACGUGGCCUUUGGACCCCUGAUGUCAGCAACCCUGGCCCUGGAGCCUGAAGUGUUGCGUGAUGUUCGGACAGCCUGCUCCCUCCGGACCCAGUUCCUACAGAACCUUCUGAUUCCCCAGGCCAAGGGAGGCAGUCCCCUAAGCCCUUAUGAUGAUCACUUUGGAACUUCCUACCAGCAGUGGCUCAGCUCAGUGGAGACACUGCUGACAAACCACCCCGCAGGCCACGUCCUGGCUGCCUUGGAGUACCUGGCUGCAGAGCGGGAGGCAGAGAUCCGCUCCCUGUGUAGCGAGGAUGGGCUGAAUAAUGUGGAGAUACCCAGGCCCCAGGCACUGGACCCAUCAGACUCCAGCCGGACCCUGCCAUCCACUGUUCAUCUCAUCCAGGAGGGCUGGCAAACAGUGGGUGCUCUAGUCACCCAGAGGAGCACUCUCCUGAGUGAGCGACAAGUCCUGACUGGCCACCUCAAGGGCCUAGUGGAAGAGGUGGAGAGAUGUCACCUGGGAUCCAGUGAGAGGAAGGCUCUGCUGCUGGGGCUUCGGGGCUGUGGCUUGUGGGCAGAGCUCCAGGCCCUUCGUGCCCAGAGCCAGGAACUAGGGAAUGCAGUUGGGCACCGGCAACUUCUGCUUCGCGAGCUGCAGGCUAAGCAGCAGCGAAUCCUGCAGUGGCGCCAGCUGGUGGAAGAGACCCAGGAACAGAUCCGCCUGCUCAUCAAAGGAAACUCAGCCAGCAAGACCCGCCUGGCCCAGGGUCCAGAAGAGGUACUGGCUCUGAUUCAGCACAGGGUCAUCCCCAUCUCUGAGGCAGUAGCACCCCAGAGCCAGGAGUUUCUCCGCUGCUUGGAGGAGGAAGCCCGACAUCUGCCUCACAUUCUGCUGGGUCCCCUGCUAUGGCUAAAGCCGCUGUCCAGGACCCUAUCUAUCCAUCAGCUGCACCCCACCACUCCAAGAGGUUCCAGCCUCAUUCCACUGAGCCACACACUAGGGCUGCCUGCGGGGAAGGCACCAGAACUGCUGCUUCCAAAAGCUGCCUCUCUCCGCCAAGACCUUCUGUUUCUUCAGGACCAGUGGAGUCUCCAAGGAGGAGAUCUCCAGAGGAAGACGAGUUUGCCUUUGGAAUCAUCCACCCAGCAGCUGCUGCAACUCCAGGUGACCCAAGAGAAGGAGCAGAAAGAAGGUAUGGGGCAAGCUCUGAAGAGGCUGGAGAACUUGCUUAAACAGGCGCUGGAGCGAAUCCCGGAGCUGCAGGGGACUGUGGGGGAUUGGUGGGAGCAGCCAGGCCAAGUUGCCCUCUCCGGGGAGCUCUGCCAGGGCCUGUCCUUGUCCCAGUGGCAGCUGCGCUGGGUCCAAGCUCAGGGGGCACUGCAGCAGCUGUGCAAAUGAAGAGGUGGCUCAGCAGAGUCGAGACUUACACAUUUAGCCUGGAGGCACACACGUAGGAGUCUGAGGCCAUUGGAAUGCUGUUGAGUUCCAAGCCAGCCUGGGCUACAUAGCAUGUUCCAAACUACAUAGUGAGAACCUGUCUCAAAAAUAAAUAGGACUUUACCUCCAUACUUCCCCUCCCUCAAUAAACCAUUUGAAAACAAGUG